UUAUUUUGCGCAUGCUAUAGUCGUAUUGAGUUAGCGCGAAGCAAAGAUGUCGGACGAAGACCUAAGAGAUACAAACACAGGCAAGAAGAAAGGACUCUUCUCCAGCCUCAAGCGUUCGAAGUCUAAAGGAGGACGUGGUAGGAAAAACGCCAAAUCGAGAUCCAUGCCGCAACUACCUCAGUCUUACGUUGAUAUGAAGUGUCAGAUAAAUGGCACUGCUACUAAAUCUAAUGAUCCAUUUAAUAUUUCUCAAUCAGCUAAAGGUGCCGAAGAAGACGGGGCUGCACCCCUGCCUUCACCAACGGAGGCUGGAGGUUUAACGGAAUGUCCCGCUCAGGAUGUUACCCCGGGCGCUUUGGCUGGUGAUGUAGCCAGAGCGGGGAAAUGUUCAUUCUUUGCUCUUGAAGUAGAGCUUAAGGAUGGAAAAGACUUGGCAGCCCGGGACAAAACAGAUUCUUUUAGUGUGGAAUUUCUUCAUGAAAAGCCAGUUACUAAACCUAUCACCAGGGCACCAGGCACCAGUGAUCCUUAUGUUAAAUUUAAAACUGAUGGGAAACAAAUCUACAAAAGUAAAACUGUGCAGAAAAACUUGAACCCUCAGUGGAAUGAAAAAUUCUGUGUACCAAUCGAAGACAUCACUGUUCCCCUCAUCUUGAAAGUACUUGACUUUGAUCGAGUUGGAAAUGAUGAUCCAAUGGGACGAGCUGUAGUGGACUUGUCAGCAAUUGAAAUUGAAAAACCCACAGAGAUGAUCCUUGAACUUGAAGAUCCAGAUGGAGGAAAAGAAAAGCUGGGUCAGAUAUGUGUUGUAAUCACUGUCCAACCUAAGAACUUUGAGGACAGGCAAGAGGUUUCCCGGAAAGCAGCUGCAGCAAAGAAAGGUCAAGCUGCUAAAGAACCAGGCAAAGCACAAUUGUGGGAUGGUAUUGUUUCCAUCAUACUUGUUGAAGGAAAAAAGAUGAUUCCCAUGGAUGAUUCAGGACUCAGUGACCCAUACUGCCGUUUCCGUCUUGGGAAUGAGAAAUACAAAACCAAAGCUUGUAAAGAAACCUUGAAUCCACAAUGGAAAGAGCAAUUUGAUUUAAAAAUGUUUCCUGACUCUCCCAUGAUGUUGGAAGUUACAGUCUGGGACAGAGACAUAAGGAAAGAUGAAUUCAUGGGCAGGUGCCAAAUUGAUUUGUCAACCCUGGAGCGUGAAAAGUCACACAAGAUUGAGGCAGCACUUGAAGAUAAUGCUGGAAUUAUAGUUAUGCAUCUGUCAAUAACAGGACUUGAUGCUCCAGGUUGUGAAUCAGAUUUGACUGCACACACAGAAAAGCCAGGAAGAAGAGGAGAGAUUGUCAAGCAAUUUCAUUUAAAGAACACACCAAAGAAGAUCAAAGAAAUUGGAUGGCUGCAGGUAAAACUUCACCGAGCUGUUGGAUUGGCAUCGGCAGACAUUGGCGGCACUAGUGAUCCAUUUGCAGUGAUUGAGCUGAACAACCAGAGGCUUGUUACACCAACAUUGUAUAAGACUCUGAAUCCUGCUUGGGAGAAAAUUUAUGAAAUGACAGUGUUCGAUAUACACGAUGUUCUUGACAUUACUGUGUUUGACGAAGACAAGAGAGGUGCUCCUGAGUUUCUCGGUCGAGUAGUUAUUCCAUUACUUCAGGUCACACCUGGUGAGAAGCGUUUGUACCAAUUGAAGAACAAGAGUCUGGAGGGAAGAGCCAAAGGGCACCUUAUCCUGACACUUGAUGUGGAGUAUAACCCUAUAAGGGCCGCUGUAAGGACCGUCAAUCCAAGGGAGCCUAAGGUCAUGUUUGAACCAGCCAAGUUCAAGAGGGCGUUAUUGCAGCGCAACAUUGACCGGGUAAAUAAGCUGGUUGCAAGUCUGGUUUCAACUGGAGCAUUCGUUCAAUCACUGUUCACGUGGCAGUACAAGUUUAGAAGUGCUUUUGCUUUUGCAAUCUACAUCAUGUUGUGCUUGAACUUUGACUUCUAUAUUAUACCGCUGACUCUUCUACUUACGUUUCUGAAGCAAUACGUCAUGUGUAUGUUACUUGCUGAGAAGAACGUAAAUCCAGAAGAACAGGAAGGUGCUCCGGUGGACGAGGAAGAAGACGACGAGGAAGAAGAGGAAGAAAAAGGAAAGAAAGGGGAUAAGGGUAAAAGUUUCAAGGAGAAGAUUGCAGCACUCACAUCCAUCUGUCAAACUGUGCAGAAUGCGUUAGAUAUGGUGGCCUCCAAUGGAGAACGAGUGAAGAACACGUUUAACUGGACUGUGCCGUUUUGUUCGUACUUGAUGUGCAUUAUCUUCACACUGGGAACCAUCGUACUUUAUCUUGUACCUCUCAAGUUCUUGCUUCUCGCCUGGGGAAUAAACAAGUUCACAAAGAAGAUCCGCAAACCAAACGCCGUUGAUAACAAUGAACUUGCGGACUUUUUGUCCCGUAUUCCUUCGGAUAUAGAGAUUAAAGAGCAAAAGGUACUGAAGACAGACCCGUCUCUCAGGUUAAAGAGGAUCGAUGGUUAGCGCACACAGUGAUACAGUAUGUAUCUUGCAAUGAACUCGAUCAGUUGUUCGACUGCUCUCGAGUGUGGUCCCUGUGCUACGAGUUGAAACUUUUGGGUUAAUCUACAUCGUCGUGGAGAUGAGAAUUUACAAGUGCUUUGAACAUUUUCAGUAAAGAAUUUUGCGAAUUUAGCUCUAUUUAUUAAAUUGUACAGUAUUUAUUACUUCUAGAGAAAAGAGAAAAUUAAUUGGAGAGCGAAAAGUAAGUUAAAUGGCGGCUCCACAGUCACUGAAUUAUAUUGGUCAGGCAGAUAAGUAGUGUGCUGCCUUUAAAAUAUUUACAUUGGGUUUGGAUGUACAGACUGAAAUAAUUAUAAUGGUUAAAGGGCAAACUUUCGUUUUUUGCACUUCACAAUUUUUGAAUCAGUGAAAGUUCUUUUUCGUUUUGCUUUGUCAAACAACGUAGUUGGAAAAAUAGAACUUGUUUGAAUUCAUUUAAAUUUCAAGCAUGAAGUGGGGUAGUCGGUGAUAAUAAAUUGGUUUUUAAGACUCUCCAGCCAAUUGCUGGUGUCGUGAGUCUCGUCCUUUUUUGGUUUUUGUUUCUUUUCAAAUGAUAUAAUUAGUUAGAGAACGAUCUUGUUUCAUUAAACUUUUUAACUUGUUAA
Pocillopora verrucosa is the source of this 3159-nucleotide messenger RNA. RefSeq names its product multiple C2 and transmembrane domain-containing protein 1. The record is from RefSeq and is a predicted model, not a curated record. Gene Ontology annotation, molecular function: calcium ion binding. Gene Ontology annotation, cellular component: membrane. NCBI's taxonomy places the organism in Eukaryota, Metazoa, Cnidaria, Anthozoa, Scleractinia, Pocilloporidae.